AUGGAAGCAUGGAACACUAACAACGACCCAAAGGUCAUUGGUGGUUAUUUUGUCAAUUCAGUUAAAAAUAAACUUGGGUGCCCUGAGAGAAUAAGAGCAGAUGCUGGAACUGAAAAUUGUUACGUAAAACAAAUGCAGAGUUUCUUACGCGAUGAACAUGCCGAUCGUUUUGCUGGAGUAUGCAGUUUUAUGUAUGGACGAAGUACCGCAAACCAAAAGAUAGAAAGCUUUUGGAGUAUAUUACGGAGAGAAGUAACAAGUUUUUGGAUGGAUUUAUUCAAACAGCUUCAGAUCGAUAACUACUUUGUCGGGGAUUUACUAGACAAGAACCUUAUCCAAUUCUGUUUUAUGGAUCUAGUACAGGCCGAUAUCGAUUCCACUGUUUCUGUUUGGAAUAGUCACCGAAUUCGACCGUCGAAGAUGGCAUCUCUACCAUGUGGACGACCAGCUUUGAUGUAUUCCAUUCCAGAGCUAUAUGGAGUUAGUGACUGUUUAAAAGCAGUAACACCGGAAAGGAUAGAACUUUGCGAGACAGAAUGCCUAAUGAAAGAUAAUAUUCCUUGUGAUAAAGAUAUAUUUGACCUUUGUCAACUACUCGUGAAUGAAAAUAUGUGGGAUUUUCCUGCAGAUCCCCAUGAAAUGUGUGAUCUAUACAUACAAUUACGGAAUGAAAUUAUGAACAUAAUUUAA
Ylistrum balloti is the source of this 690-nucleotide messenger RNA. RefSeq lists its product as uncharacterized. The transcript has 2 exons. Bases 1 to 690 code for a protein of 229 amino acids. Lineage: Eukaryota; Metazoa; Mollusca; Bivalvia; Pectinida; Pectinidae. The record is from RefSeq and is a predicted model, not a curated record.